CCAGCGAAAAACAGUUUUCAAACUCCUGUUUCAUCACCCCAAAACCAAACCACCACAUUCUUCAAUUUUCGCUUCAUUUUCCCCUCAAAUUCCCACCAAAACCCACCAAAAUCAAUACCCAAUUGUCACUUUUUCCACUUAAUUCAUAAAAAAUUAAUCCCAAAACAGAGCAAAAACAGAGUAUAAAAAAACAGAUAUGCCGGAAUCUUUUCAUGGUCGAAUUCCGGCGACUUUGAUGUUGACCGGCGCCGUUGUGUUGGUGUUGUUACAGGCUGUGGUUGUGGUUGGUGAAUUUCCGGCGACUAUGACGCUGGAGAGAGCUUUUCCGGCGGAUAAUCGAGUGGAAUUGGGUGAACUUAGAAACAGAGAUGGGUUGAGACACCGGAGGAUAUUGCAGCAGCAGGAUGGUAAUCCAGAUGUUGUUGAUUUUCGUGUUCAAGGGACUUAUGAUCCGUAUCGUGUUGGGCUUUACUAUACAAAAGUUCAGUUAGGAUCUCCACCAAAGGAUUAUUACGUACAAAUCGACACCGGAAGUGAUGUUUUAUGGGUCAGUUGCACCCCUUGCAACGGCUGCCCAACGUCGAGCGGACUCCAAAUUCCGAUGGAUUUCUAUGACCCGUCGAGCUCAUCCACAAGCUCCGUGAUUAGUUGUUCAGACCAACGUUGUUCUCAAGCGAGCCGGUCAUCUGAUUCAGGCUGUAACAAUAAGCAGUGCAGUUACAAUUUUCAGUAUGGAGAUGGUAGUGGGACUUCGGGUUAUUAUGUAUCGGAUUACAUGCAUUUGAACACAAUCGGUCUUGAUUCGGCGACAUCAAACUCUUCAGCCAAUGUUGUAUUUGGUUGUAGCACGUCUCAAAGCGGAGAUUUGACGAAAACCGAUAGAGCGGUUGAAGGAAUCUUUGGGUUUGGUCAAAAUGGUUUGUCGAUAAUUUCACAACUUUCUUCACAAGGGAUUGCUCCUGACUCGUUCUCUCAUUGCCUUGUUGGCAGUGGCAGUGGUGGCGGUAUUUUGAUAAUCGGUCAAAUACUCGAUCCGGAUAUGGUUUUUACGCCACUCGUUCAAUCACAGCCGCAUUACAAUGUAAACUUGCAGAGUAUUUCUGUGAAUGGUCAAACGUUGCCCAUUGACCCGUCAACUUUUGCAAUAUCAGACAACCAAGGUGGAACCAUAAUUGAUUCGGGAACAACUCUGGCAUACCUCGCUGAAGCUGCUUAUACGCCAUUUGUGGAUGCUAUUACACAGUCGGUUUCACAGUCCGUACAACCGCUUAUUUCAAAGGGCAAUCGGUGUUAUUUAAUUACCUCAAGUGUCUCUAGCAUAUUCCCGACUGUAAGCUUGAACUUUGCGGGUGGUGCUUCAAUGCAUUUAAGACCUCAGGACUACCUUCUUCAACAGAAUUCUGUGAACGGGGCUGAGGUGUGGUGCAUUGGCUUUCAAACAAUCUCCAAUCAAGGAAUUACUAUUUUAGGAGACCUCGUUCUUAAGGACAAGAUUAUUGUUUAUGAUUUGGGUGGUCAACGAAUCGGAUGGGCGGAUUAUGACUGUUCAACGUCUGUAAACGUGUCUUCCACCUCAAGAGGCGGCAGAAGUGAAGUUGUAAACGCUGGACAGUUCAACGCUGGCACGUCGUUGCAGAUUACUCGUUAUGAGUUGACCGCGGUUUUUAUUCUUGCUUCUAUAUUACACUUGGCGAUGACAAUCGGCGGUUUUUCUUUGUAGUCCCUUGUUGUCGGUUUUUAUCUGGAUUUUUAACAUGUUUCUUCAUUUUUUUUUGCUUGGACUGGUUACAUAGUACUUGAUGCAUAACAUUGAUGUUUAUACACACUAAGGUAUAUAUAAAGAAAUACACACUGAUUUUAUUUGUGUUUUA
Helianthus annuus (common sunflower) is the source of this 1871-nucleotide messenger RNA. Its product is annotated as aspartic proteinase-like protein 2. The transcript is spliced from 10 exons. The record is from RefSeq and is a predicted model, not a curated record. The coding region runs from base 197 to 1720 and encodes 507 amino acids. NCBI's taxonomy places the organism in Eukaryota, Viridiplantae, Streptophyta, Magnoliopsida, Asterales, Asteraceae. Gene Ontology annotation, molecular function: aspartic-type endopeptidase activity. Gene Ontology annotation, biological process: proteolysis.